This is a messenger RNA of Triplophysa rosa, 2334 nucleotides long. It is a transcript of the gene klf5b, whose product is annotated as Kruppel like factor 5b. Gene Ontology annotation, molecular function: DNA-binding transcription factor activity, RNA polymerase II-specific; RNA polymerase II cis-regulatory region sequence-specific DNA binding. The coding region runs from base 232 to 1272 and encodes 346 amino acids. The transcript has 4 exons. Gene Ontology annotation, biological process: regulation of transcription by RNA polymerase II. NCBI's taxonomy places the organism in Eukaryota, Metazoa, Chordata, Actinopteri, Cypriniformes, Nemacheilidae. The record is from RefSeq and is a predicted model, not a curated record.
CGAGGUCUCCGGUCGUAUGGCGCGUCUUUCUCAUUUGCGGCAUAUUGAAUGACGUGAUCUCCAGUUGAUUUCAGCGGCGGACACGCGUUUACGGGCAACGCUUUGUUGAGCAAUCCACGGCUAGAAUAAUACACUACAGCCAUUAAGAGAAGACGAUCACAGUGGAUUUAAUGACACUCCAUCAAAGCGUCACAGUCUGGUACAGUGAAUCUACAUAAGAUCAAACACGAAAUGGAUGGAUACCUGCCACAACAGUUCCAGACGUUGACAGACCAUAAGAAGUUUUGUCAAGACAGUUCCCUAAUGAUGGACCAAGGCACGCCGUACAGCAUAAACAUGAAUGUUUUCUUACCUGAUGUCACCUACCUACGGACUGGCAUGUGCAGACCUGUGAGGUCCACGGUGCCACAGAUCAAGACGGAACCUCUGCAUUCGCCUUUCAACUACUCCGGUUGCCAUGGUGCCGUUGCGCCUGCUGUGGCGCACCAAGAGUACACGAACAUCUACAACCCGGCUGCGGAAACCGGAAACAACGUUUAUAUCAAGCACGAGACACCGUCUCUCGAAUUCCCUGAUGUCCCCUUGUUUCAGCUCUUGAAUUCUGAGCUUGACCCCAGUGUGCCUGGACCCCACUCUUGCGCGGAUUCCCACAAUGUCGUUUGCCCACCGAUAUCAAUGUAUAAUAACAUUCAUCCACCACCCGGUCAUAUUCAUACAGAGAGAUCGCUUUGUAAUAUGGGGAAUGCCGGAUACCCUCUACCUGCCCAGGUGGGCCAGCAGCAUCCUCAGAAGAGAGCAGCCUAUCUACCGCCCUCCCCUCCGAAUUCAGAACCCGGCAGCCCAGACAGGAGGAAAGAACUCAUACAGAACCUAUCGCCACCUCCAUCGUAUGCUAUCAGCAUAGCGUCAAAAAUGGCAGGUCUUUCCCCAGGGCCAGCUCCAUCUGUCCAAACACAAGUAGGUCCUGCCCAGUAUAACCGCAGGAACAAUCCCGAUCUCGACAAAAGAAGAAUACAUCACUGUGACGUACCAGGCUGUAAGAAGGUCUACACCAAGUCCUCACAUUUGAAGGCCCAUUUACGGACUCACACAGGCGAAAAGCCAUACAAGUGCUCGUGGGAGGGGUGCGACUGGCGUUUAGCCCGUUCCGACGAGCUUACGCGCCACUUCAGGAAGCACACGGGGGCCAAACCUUUCCAGUGCGCCGUAUGUAGCCGUUGCUUCUCCCGAUCGGACCACCUGGCCCUCCACAUGAAAAGACACCAGAACUAGAGGCGCCCGGUCUGGUUGUUCUGACAGUGCUGCGGGAGGGCUAUCAGGACCUCUGUUGAUGAUACUAAUUAGGAUUUGGGUGUGUUGGUUAAUCUUGGGUUUUGGCAGUUCAUCAGGUACAACAGGACCAAACCCUGCCGCCGGUACGGCUCCUGUGGUCACAAAACCAGCUAAUUGAUGAGAACUUUGCUCAUCUGCCAGUUGAGACAUUCUUUUGUUUAUUUGUUUGUCUUCAUACUUUGAGGUCAUUAUUUAUGACAUAUGGCUACUUUAAACGUGCCUUUUUUACCUUGUAGAAUUGAGGUGCCACAUGAUAAUGUACAAUGUUGGGAAUUUUACUCCUCUUAAGUAAACGCUCUCAGUUGGGUCAUGAGGUAAAUUAUACUGUAUAACAAAUCAUUUAAGAACGUUUUGGAUUGUAGAACCAAACCCAGAGCGGUAACGGCAACGCGAGCCACAAACGCGAGUUCACAAGCACUUAACUAUUAAUAAAGCUUCAAAAAAACCUGCGGGAACCACAUAGUAAUUAGAAAAGUAGCAUCAGAACACCAAAGAGUUGGAUUCAAUCCAAAGUGUUUCGAAGGAUGAUUUGAUAGAUAACUGUAUAAAAGAGCACAAUCUGAAGUUUGAUUGAACUCCUUUGUGCCGUCUUCUGUAUUUUCCUGAAAUGCAAUAAGUGGUACAGAUGCUGUAUUUUUUCUGGCAUUACAGGUCAGAUAUCGAUUACUUCCAUAGUUCUUUGUUUGUUUUCCUUACUAUGCAUUUCUUUGGGAUAAAUGAUAGCUUUAAAUGUACAUUUUCCUCUGACGUGUAUUUAUUUUGCACAGAUUUGUUUCUGGUUUAUAAAACGUAACUCGCGCUCACAUGAAAUGUGCGCCGGUUUACGGGGAAGUGGCUUUAGAAAUCUUUGUUGGAACUAAUGGCGGCUGCAUUAUGGCGAACAAUCCAGCAGCUGAUUGUUUACAUUACUUUGUUUGGCUUACGGUGUGUGUUUCAUCUGUAUGUGUGGCCUCAUAAAACCUUUUAUUUUCCAGUACGAGGAUAAAAAUGUUUUCAGCCUUA